Molecule: messenger RNA, 2736 nt
Organism: Anolis sagrei ordinatus
Lineage: Eukaryota; Metazoa; Chordata; Lepidosauria; Squamata; Anolidae
Gene: KATNBL1
Product: katanin regulatory subunit B1 like 1
Cellular component (GO): nucleolus
Molecular function (GO): microtubule binding
Source: RefSeq, a predicted model, not a curated record
AGGAGCGCCUCGGUCACCCUCCCAGCAUGCAACGCGGCCUGGUUUGAAUGGCGCUGCCUGGGCGAAGGGGGGCCCGGCGCUAAAUCCUCCUUUCCGCCGCCCAAUCCGGUGGCUUCCAUUUGAGGCCUGGCCAGCGGCACCUGUGGCGCUGGACCAUGAGCAGCAGAGGCAGCAGGGAUUUUGGAGAUUAUGGCAUCUGAAGCCCAAAAUGAUAGGAAACGCAACCUAUUGUAUAUCGGGGGUCGUCCUAUUGAUCUUCCUAGAAAAAGAAGUUCUUGUUCCAUUAAUGAGAACAUGAAGGAGGGUAAGAAAUCUACAAAACAUUUGGCUUCUUGCUCAGGCAGAACAACAGUUGGACAAACUGUGAUCAGCCCUCAUCCUCUGUUCAAAGUAGUAUAUUGCAGAAGAAAAGUUCACUACUAUUCUCCGAAGCCUUCUUUCAGAAAGAAACUACUUCCUAAAGUCAAGAGCCGUGACAUGGCAAAUAAGGAAAAUGAACUGGCAUGUGCAGGUAAUCUGCCAGCAAAACUGCCUGCUGAUGAUCGCACAUUCUUGCUGAACUCCAGUGAUUCUGGUCGUGCUCAAGCAGAGAGCCCUUCAUCAAAAUACAGUGGAUUUUUUUCAGAGGUUUCUGAAGAUCAUGAAACAAUGGCACAAGUUCUCUUCAGUAGAAAUCUUCGGCUGAAUGUAGCUUUGACCUUCUGGAGAAGAAGAAGUAUAAGCGAGCUCAUAGCCUAUUUAGUGAGGAUACAGGAUCUGGGUGUGCUGGUAGAUUGUCUUCCUGUUCUGACCAGCAGUUUACAGGAAGAAAAACCAUAUAUUUCUGUUGGCUGCUGUGUAGACCUUCUACCAUUAGUAAAAUUAAUGCUUAAAAGCAAAUUUGAAGAAUAUGUCAUCGUUGGUUUAAAUUGGCUCCAGGCUGUGAUUAAGAGAUGGUGGUCAGACCUUUCUGCCAAUACUGAAAAGAUAGAGGAUGGAAAUAUUCAAAUUUUAAAGGAACAGUUAAGUGGAUUGUGGAAACAAGAAAAUCAUCUUACUUUGGUUCCAGGAUAUACGGGUAAUAUAGCAAAGGAUGUGGAUGCUUAUUUAUUACAGCUGCACUGACGUUCCUGGAGGACAAAAGUAUAUGUGUAUGCACUACUGUGUGCUGGCUGCCAAGAAAAAGCCCUUCAAGUAACACUGAACUGUGUACUAUUUCCGAAAGGACUUCUCUUCUGGAAACUGUCUGACAGAAGAGGAUAUUAGAAGAUCAGACUGUGUAAUGCAACCACUAAAAACCAUCUGCUUCACAUUGAAGUGGAAAAAAAAUCUAAUAGGAGCUACUUUUACUUCAGUGAGGUGAAAGUGCACUAUGAAAACUGUAUGUAUGCCUUUGCUGCAUUUGGGAUUUGUCCGGCUAUCUGCUGAAGUUGUGAAAGUGUUUCUGCUACGUAAUUGUAUAAAAAAGCAAAACAUAUUUGUGAAGAAAGAAUGGCAGAACCCAUUACUAGGAACCACAGGAGACUAGUCACCAUAAAUAUUUUUUAAACAUUGUUUUUCAUAUGAACCAUAAAAUGUGUUUAUAGCCAAGAUAUGUUACAAUUUUGCAAUUUUACUGUACUGAAAUUUUGAAAUGUGUGUCUGCUAUAUUAAUCAAGAUAUUAAAGAUUAUUUUUGUUGCACUACUGAGAAACUGUAUAUAGCAAGAGGCCUUAACUACUAGUAUUGCAAAUAGCCAAUAUAUAUUAAGAUAUCUUAUAACCAGUAUAUUAAGAUAUAUAUAGAAGGAUGGAAACCCUUUAUUGAAAUCAGGGCGUUUACACAAAUUGUAUACAAACCAUUUUGACAAAAUUUGCACACUUAAAUAUAUUUAAGUGGAUGUUUCCACUGACUACUUUACCUGUUGACCUAAUUGUAAGAAGAUACAAAAAAUACAGCCGUGGAUUAAAACUGAUGGCCAAAUUCAGCAGAAUGGUGAAGGUGUACACCUAGAAUUUUUAGUACCUAAAUUUUCUAAUAUAUUAUGUUUAUCAUUUAAAUUGCCUUCAGUUGUAUUACUACUGUUCUAAAUUAAGUUCAGAUAACUAUCUGGGUCUCCUAACCUAUUCAGAAGCUCUUCUGUUGUACUUAAAAGAUGUAUAACUCCUGCUCUAGAAAUGUUUACAGCCAGGGUAGGCCUGUGCUUUUCAGAUUUAACUGCGCAUCUGCUACCUCCUCUAACAUGUUGCUGCAGCUCUUGCAAAUGUAGUUGCCAUAUGGCCAUAUUCCUAACUUAACAUUUAAACUUAACUGGAAUAUGAAUGCAAUACAUCCAGUGCAAAAGUUUACAAUUAUAUUUUGUUUUUACUAAUUUGUGAUAUUUUAGUUCAACCUGCUGUGGCUUAUCAGCUAUAUUAGAAAGCAAACGGCUUGAUGGGAUUAUGGGAUGGUGUUUUUUGUAAAUAGUAAAUGUUUGUCCAAAUAAAAUUCUCUAAAGUGCCAGCUAUGCACUAAAACAAACUGAAAUGUAUUUUUGCAAGUCACCAGUCAAAGUAGAGCAUUGGAUUUAAUUUUGAUAUUUCAAUAUGUCUAUUUGAACUGCGUCUCUGAUGAACUGCAGUAUCUUAUACAGGGAACCUCUUCUCAUAUUCCCAGGUUAUUACAGUGCUAGCCAAAAGCAAGAAGCCAAUACCUCUACCUAGACCUACUAUGAUUUUCCCAAAGUUACUUCCAAGUUUCUGUAAAUCAAGAAAUUGAAUAAAAGCCUGUUUUUGUUGU